Messenger RNA from Cyprinus carpio (common carp), 3997 nucleotides. Its product is annotated as bone morphogenetic protein receptor type-1A-like. NCBI's taxonomy places the organism in Eukaryota, Metazoa, Chordata, Actinopteri, Cypriniformes, Cyprinidae. The record is from RefSeq and is a predicted model, not a curated record. Gene Ontology annotation, biological process: dorsal/ventral pattern formation; cellular response to growth factor stimulus; protein phosphorylation. Gene Ontology annotation, cellular component: signaling receptor complex; plasma membrane. Gene Ontology annotation, molecular function: SMAD binding; transforming growth factor beta receptor activity, type I; ATP binding.
UUUCACCGCGCGGGUCUACGAGUAGAACGCUCGCGUUCGGCCGCGCUGCCGUGAUUGGAGGACUACAGCAGCGCGCAGCUUUGAUUGGAGGACUGAAUCCGGGCUCAUCGCGUAACGCGCAGGAGUGGAAUGUUCCUUCACACAGAGGCAACUAGAAAGAAACCGGAGAAAAACGUCCUCGAAAGCAGGAUAAAAUCUCCUAAAACCUCACCACGGAAAUCUCUAUAAUACACGAUUUGAAGUAGACAUUCGUCACGAGUCAUAAGUCCUAAUUUGGAAGGAUUUUGAGUUGUUUGAGCGGCUUCAUCAAAUAGGUACUACAAAGGUUCUUUUUAAAGGAGCUUGUGGCUUUGCUCUGUGAUCAGCUCCAGACAGAAGACUCUUAAUGCUGAUACUCAUGAGUACCCUUCAUCAUCAUGUGCUGCCACACUUGCUACCCUGUGAGGGUCUUAAACAAGAGAAGGCUGUAAAGAGGCCUUGAAGUCAUCCUCACAUCACAAACUCUUCAUCAGUCUACUCACCUUCACACCUAAUUGGUGAAUUUGUUCAUCUCAAAAGUGGCAGAGUUCAGCACGAACAAGACAGCUAUAUAGUUUCAAAUCUCAACAAACAUGAUAAAAAGCACCUCCAUGGCCAUCGUCUUUGGAGUUUUGGGAGCUGCCGUCCUUCUCUCGCCGUCGGCUGAGGGUGGGCAAAACCCAGACUACAUGCUUCACGGCACUGGAGUCAAGCCUGGAUCGGAUCCAAAGAGACCCCAGGCAGGGGAUGGGUCCACCGUGGCCCCAGAGGAUGCUGCCCGCUUCCUUAGCUGCUACUGCUCAGGCCACUGCCCCGAAGAUGCCACGAACAACACCUGCGAGACGAAUGGCCAAUGUUUUGCUAUCAUAGAAGAGGAUGAGAAUGGCGAGGCUAGCCUCACCUCUGGCUGCAUGAAGUAUGAGGGCUCUCACUUCCAGUGCAAGGACUCUCCUAAUGCUCAGACCAGACGGACCAUUGAGUGCUGUUCCACUGAUUUCUGUAAUAGAGACCUUCAGCCCACACUUCCACCUCCUAUUCCAGGAAAUCCUCCGUUAUGGAAUGCCCACUUGCUAGCCUUCAUGAUCUCCGUGACAGUGUGUUGCUUCACUUUGGUAGCCAUAACUGUGGUUUGUUACUACAGGUAUAAGCUGCAGACGGGACGGAGACGGUACCAGAGAGAUCUGGAGCAGGAUGAGGCCUUCAUCCCUGCAGGAGAGUCUCUCAAAGAUCUCAUUAGUCAGUCCAGCACUGGCUCUGGUUCAGGGCUCCCCCUGCUGGUCCAGCGCACAAUUGCUAAACAAAUUCAGAUGGUACGUCAAAUCGGGAAGGGGCGGUAUGGAGAAGUGUGGCUUGGUCGCUGGAGAGGAGAAAAGGUGGCAGUGAAAGUGUUCUUUACUCGUGAAGAGGCUAGUUGGUUCAGAGAGACCGAGAUUUACCAAACGGUGCUCAUGAGGCACGAAAAUAUACUUGGCUUUAUAGCUGCAGAUAUUAAGGGCACGGGUGCAUUCACGCAGCUUUUCCUCAUUACGGACUACCACGAAAACGGUUCUCUCUAUGAUUAUCUGAAAUACACCACCCUGGACACACAGGCUCUGCUGAGGCUGGCCUAUUCUGCAGCCUGCGGCCUGUGCCACCUCCACACAGAGAUCUACGGCACGCAGGGCAAACCUGCCAUCGCUCACAGAGACCUGAAGAGCAAAAACUUCCUCAUAAAGAAGAAUGGCACCUGCUGCAUCGCUGAUCUGGGCCUGGCUGUGAAAUACAACAGUGAUACCAAUGAAGUGGAUGUCCCUCUGAGCACAAGGAUGGGGACACGGCGGUACAUGGCACCAGAGGUCCUGGAUGAGACCCUAAAUAAGAACCAAUUCCAAGCAUACAUAAUGGCUGAUAUUUACAGCUAUGGUCUCAUUGUUUGGGAGAUGGCCCGCCGAUGCGUGACAGGAGGUAUUGUUGAGGAGUAUCAGUUGCCAUACUGGGACAUGGUACCUUCAGAACCGUCCUACGAGGACAUGAGGGAAGUGGUAUGUGUUAAAGGCAUGCGGCCAGUGGUGUCUAAUCGCUGGAACAGUGACGAGUGCUUACGGGCCAUGCUGAAGCUCAUGUCUGAGUGCUGGGCACACAACCCAGCCUCUCGCCUCACAGCUCUUCGAGUCAAGAAAACACUCGCCAAAAUGGUUGAAUCACAGGAUAUCAAAAUAUGAACAGUUUUCCCUCCAAUGCCAGUCUGAGAGAAAUCAUGGAGAUAUUGAUGCUCACUUUUAUGAAUUAUUGCCUCGGUUCUUAAACAGACCUAUGGGAGCUCUGCUGAGCAGAACAUUUGCCUCCCUGUAUGCCUGUAAUUCCUUGCCUUGUUGCAGUAAUGCUCGUAGUGUCAUGUAGCACUCUCUGCUGGACAGUAUGUGCCAUAACAGACCCAUGAGGAACGAAGGACAGCGGUUCUGCAGGCAUAGGCCUUUUUUUCCUUCUUCAGGCACUCUUUUAUAUAUUGGGAGAGAAUUGAAGAGCAUAUGGUGCUUUCUGUGAAAGCUGUGUAAUAUGAAACGUCUGCAUGGAGGAGUGGCAUGGUGCAGUAAUGGAUCCGUGUGAGCGUAGGCUUGAGGAUUGACCCUCUGUUAUUGACUGACUUGGGAGGCGGACAUAUUUGGGUUGAUAUUCUGACUAAACCCCCAACCGUAUGCUUGGGAUAUGCUCAAGUCAAGAUAUGUGUGGCUAGCGUCACAAAAAAUGGCAACUCUGCAUUUGGAUCAUGUGCAGCUGUGGCCACUGAAACAUCAAAAGUGAACGCUCCCUAUUUAAUUCAAAUGACCCAUAUUAUGAUAUAUGUAUCAAACAAAAAAGUCCCGUAAACUACAUGUUGAUAUUUUAAUUAAUAGCCUUUUUUGAAAUAUUAUUCCUUCAACUGCUUUCCUUUCUGAGAAUUUGUCCAUUAGAUGUUCAAAUACAAAACUGAGUGUUAGCAAUAAGGUAUUCUGUUUGAAACCUUCCCGUUUGAUGAAGACUGGGAAUGUAUUCACUGUUAGGAAUAUAACGUUCAGGUAUGAUGACAGGAGUCAUUUGAUCAUCACCCCUUGUUUGGCCUGAAGAAUUGAUGUAUGACUGGCCAAAUAUUGUGACAAUCUAAUGUUGUGACGCUUGGGAAUCAUAUGACUCAUAAAUGUCUAAUGUGAUAGAAUAAUGCAAAUGCAUGUGCUAUUUAUUCAUGUCAUAUAGUAUGAAUUACUGUUGUAAAAUAUUUUUACUUGCAGGACUAUUAACACUGUUCUUGUAACUGACUUUCUCAAUAUUUUACAGAGCAGCUCAACGGUGCAAAUACUAAAUUUAUGACUAUAACAGGAAAUUUAACAUUUAAUAACUUCCUAUUAAAGUCUGGGUAAAUUAUCAUUAUUUGUCUUUGAUAUAAUGUUUCAAACUAGUCCCUUUGUCUGUAAUUUACUGAAAAGUCAGUUUCAUAUACAUUAUUAGCACUUGUGGAAAAUACAGGUUUAACGUCAAAACCAGGGUACUUUGCCUUGAAAGACAAGUUGGUCAUUUAUGCCUUGAAGAUCAGGUUAUAUCACUGGGGUGCAUUUAAAUAAGUUGUUAUAGCAGACUGGGAAAUAUAAUUAUACAGGUACAAAACCCGUUGUUUUGGAUUGAAGAUUCAGAUCUCCCGUUGCUUGUGUGUCUUUUCUUUUUGUUCGGGCUGCAGUUGUGCUCAAGCCUUUUCUGUCCAUUACAAUCAUGCCAGUUACUGAAAAUCACAUUUGAACUCAUUAAGCUCAUCUGGCUAGAUAAAUGACUACACAAUGCCUUUGUCUUAAUUGUUUAAUGUGUAAGGAAACAUGUAAAAUGACUAAUAUGAACUUUUUUUUAAAUUGUGCACAAUAUCUGGUUUUAAGAGAGGUGCCUUAUGUUUACCAAGAAAAUCUGUUCUGUACACAGAAUUAGUCCAAUGUAUCAAUUUUUUUUUUAAGUAAAUUGCAUUAUUUUAGUACACAAA